Messenger RNA from Antechinus flavipes (yellow-footed antechinus), 1045 nucleotides. RefSeq names its product CMT1A duplicated region transcript 4 (gene CDRT4). Lineage: Eukaryota; Metazoa; Chordata; Mammalia; Dasyuromorphia; Dasyuridae. The record is from RefSeq and is a predicted model, not a curated record. The coding region runs from base 471 to 983 and encodes 170 amino acids. The transcript has 3 exons.
UGAUGAAAGAGGGAGAAAAAAGAUAGGGAAGGUUGGCAAUUGAUGAUGUCACAAUCCUCCAACUUAGUUAUAAGUAGUAAGAUAGUAGCAGAGGCUUCAGAGAGGAAGAGGAAGCAGACUGGUUAGGAGAGCAUAAAGGGGAAAAAGAGAAAUUUCAAUGGGAAAGUAGAGAAGGGAGAAAACUUAAAAAAUCAGUAAAUGAUCACGGGGCAGGAAAAAGAAAAGAAGAAACAGAAACAACAUGAUGAUCUUUAGAAAUAUCACAGGUAAAAAUCAUCAUUGUACAUUAGAGCAAAUUCAGAGCUACCCAUGUUGACUUGUUGCUCUGACUUCCUGAAGUGAUUUUACACUGCCCCCUGACUGGCAGGGAACGCAGAAGUAGAAGUCUCUGCCAUUUGUACAGAACUCUUCAUAAACUAUACAUAGAAAAGUGAACCCACUGACUAUUUGGUCCACCCAUCUCUACUUCGAUGCGCACAGAUCCAGAGAAUCCACGCAGAAAAACUUUGGCUCCUAUGGAUAACCAUAUCAGAUCUUCGGCUAACAUUGGUCUUCCACUCAACCUGAUUAACCAGCAUGCAUCAUGGCCAGCUUAUGUCACCUAUACAUCCCCAAGUGUCAACAGACUUAUUGAGCAAGAAAGACUGAAACAAUCAGAAUACUACAACUUCAGUCAGGAAGACAGAGGAGAAUCAAACCACAACAUUCAACCAGGAUUCAUCUACCUUUCAAGAAAGCCUGCCAACUUUUCUGCUGAUGCUUCUUAUAAGGAGCAUCCCACAACAUCGGUUCUGGAGAGCCACUCCCCAUUGGCAGCCCCACUGCCUGAUUUACAUGUGAAUGGUGCAAUUCCCCAGACAGCUUCAAGAGGCGAUCCCACUGAUGCUUGCAACAAACUCAUUUAUUCCCAAAAACCUAUGAUGCGCAUUUUCGUGUAUGGUGCCCUGCCAGAUGACACGGAGAGAAAAACAAAUGUUCAUUAGACAUCAUGUUUUCUGUAGGCCACCCCUACCAGCUUAAUACUGCUUUUAAGUUCUCUCUGCAA